AUGGCCAAGCUCAUUCUUGCCACAGGUUUAGCCAUUCUGCUGAAUACUCAGUUGGGUUCUGCCUAUCAGUUGAUGUGCUAUUAUACCAGGUGGGCCAAAGACAGGCCAGACUUGGGGAGUUUCAAACCUAAUAACAUUGACCCCUGCCUGUGUACUCAUAUCAUCUAUGCCUAUGCUUCAAUGCGGAAUAAUGAGAUCACUCCAGUAAGCCCGGAGGACUUGAUGGAGUAUGAAGCUAUAAAUAAUCUGAAAACCAGGAACACAGAGCUGAAAACUCUCCUGGCCAUUGGAGGUUGGAAGUUUGGAUCUAUCCCGUUCAGUGACAUGGUGUCUACUGCUCAGAAUCGUCAGACUUUCAUUAAUUCAGUCAUCAAAUUCCUGCGCCAUAACAAGUUUGAUGGGCUGAACCUGGACUGGCAGUACCCUGGGUCAGGUGGAAGCUCACCUAAGGACAAGCAUCUCUUUACUCUCCUGGUGAAGGAAAUACGUGUAGCUUUUGAGAAUGAAGCCUUAGAACAACACAAGACCAGGCUGUUAAUCACUUCCACAGGAGCUGGUAUCAUCUCCAUCAUUGAGGGUGGCUACAAGAUCCCUGAAUUGUCACAGUACCUUGAUUACUUUCAGGUUAUGACAUAUGAUCUUCAUAGCUCCAAGGAUGGCUAUACUGGAGUUCAUAGUCCCCUCUACAGAGGUCCAACUGACUUUGGCAUUAAUGCCUACCUCAAUGUGGAAGACAUCAUGACCUACUGGAAGAACCAUGGGGCUGAUUCUGAGAAGCUCAUUGUUGGAUUCCCAGCCUAUGGACACACCUUCACUCUGAGUGACCCCUCUGACAAUGGAAUUGGUGCCCUUACCAUUAGUUCUGCCGCACCAUGGAAGUACACAGAUGAAACAGGAUUAUGGGCCUACUAUGAGAUUUGCAACUUCCUGGAUGAUGGAGCCACUGAGAAAUGGUAUGCAUCCCAGGAAGUGCCCUAUGCUUUUAAGAACACAGAGUGGGUUGGCUAUGAUAAUGUCAACAGUUUCAAGAUGAAGGCUCAGUGGCUCAUAGAAAACAACUUAGGAGGUGCCAUGGUCUGGCCCCUGGACAUGGAUGACUUCACUGGUUCUUUCUGUAACCAGGGAAAGUUUCCUCUGACCUCUACCUUAAAGAAAUAUCUUCAUGUCCAAAGUCGAAGUAAGUGA
This is a messenger RNA of Chionomys nivalis (European snow vole), 1185 nucleotides long. Its product is annotated as chitinase-like protein 3. Gene Ontology annotation, biological process: carbohydrate metabolic process; chitin catabolic process. The transcript has 10 exons. Gene Ontology annotation, cellular component: extracellular region. NCBI's taxonomy places the organism in Eukaryota, Metazoa, Chordata, Mammalia, Rodentia, Cricetidae. Bases 1 to 1185 code for a protein of 394 amino acids. Gene Ontology annotation, molecular function: chitin binding. The record is from RefSeq and is a predicted model, not a curated record.